Messenger RNA from Phyllostomus discolor (pale spear-nosed bat), 7242 nucleotides. RefSeq names its product par-3 family cell polarity regulator beta (gene PARD3B). The transcript is spliced from 23 exons. Gene Ontology annotation, molecular function: phosphatidylinositol binding; protein binding. Gene Ontology annotation, biological process: cell adhesion; establishment or maintenance of epithelial cell apical/basal polarity; establishment of centrosome localization. The record is from RefSeq and is a predicted model, not a curated record. NCBI's taxonomy places the organism in Eukaryota, Metazoa, Chordata, Mammalia, Chiroptera, Phyllostomidae. Bases 556 to 4170 code for a protein of 1204 amino acids. Gene Ontology annotation, cellular component: apical junction complex; apical plasma membrane; cell cortex.
UUUAAGAGCCGGGCCCAGGCCGGCCCGGGGGCCGCGGGAGCCCAGAGCGCCGCGCGCCGCGGAGGAGUUGGGACCGGCGCAAAAGUUUCCUCCCAACUCCGGCCCCGCGCGCCGCCGCCACCGCCCACUCCAGCCCGGGGCCUGGGGCCGACCCCGCCGCCUCCAGGGCCAGGACCAGGGCCAAAGCUGCGCCGGGCCGGCAGUUUCGCUUUGGUGCGCGCGUAGCAGCCGCCUCGGCCGGGCCAGGGCUGCAGCAAGAGCAGGAGGAGGAGCCCAGUCGCGGUGCCGCCGUUUGGCCCCCCACCCCUUCGUCCCCGGCCACCUGGGAGGUAGUCCUUCCCGCAGCCUCCCCUACCCCAGAUUCCCGCCCCCCCGGUGGCCGCCUCCCUGGGACGAAGGGGUGCUGCUGCGAGCCCCGGGCCCUGAGGGGGCGCCGAAGAGAGGCGCCCCGGGUCUCCGGGCCUGCCCGUGCUGCGCGUCCCCCGAGAGUGGGGGCUGCACCCGCGGAGCCAAACACCUGUUCGGCCAGGCCCAGCGUGGUCUGCAGGGGCCAGGAUGAAAGUGACCGUGUGCUUUGGCAGGAUCGGCAUUGUGGUGCCCUGCAAGGAGGGCCAGCUGCGUGUCCGGGAGCUCACGCAGCAGGCACUGCAGCGGUACCUGAAGACCCGGGAGAAGGAUCCUGGCUACUGGGUGAAGAUCCACCACUUAGAAUACACAGAUGGAGGAAUUCUGGAUCCAGAUGAUAUCUUGGCAGAUGUUGUGGAAGACAAAGAUAAGCUGAUUGCCGUGUUUGACGAGCAAGAACCACUCCACAAGAUUGAGAGCCCCAGUGGAAACCCGGCAGGCCGGCAGAGCCCAGACGCUUUUGAGACAGAAGUGGCUGCCCAACUGGCUGCGUUUAAACCAAUUGGUGGGGAAAUCGAAGUAACCCCUUCUGCUCUGAAAUUAGGCACUCCGCUGCUGGUGAGGAGGAGCAGUGACCCGGCGCCCGGCCCACCUGCUGACGCCCAGCUGAGCGGGGCACACCCCGGUGGCCAGAGUCUGAAACCUGUUAUUCUAGAUUCCAUACAACACUUAGAAGAUGGGGAAGUUAUGAAUGGUGUGCAGACAGAACUACUGACAUCACCGAAAACUAAGGAUGCACUGAGUGAUAUGACAAGAACAGUGGAGAUUUCCGGGGAAGGAGGCCCCCUGGGGAUACAUGUAGUGCCCUUCUUUUCUUCUCUGAGUGGAAGGAUUCUAGGACUCUUCAUCCGCGGCAUCGAGGAAAACAGCAGGUCUACGCGGGAAGGACUGUUUCAUGAAAACGAAUGCAUUGUGAAAAUCAACAGUGUGGACCUCGCAGACAAAACCUUUGUUCAGGCUCAAGACGUCUUCCGCCAGGCGAUGAAAGCACCCUGCGUGCUGCUCCACGUGCUUCCCCCUCAAAACCGUGAACAGUAUGAGAAGUCGGUUAUCGGACCUCUGAGCAUUUUUGGUAACGAUGGUGUUUUGAGAACAAAGCCACCACCGUCAGUGCAUGGAAAAUCGGGAAUAAAGUCAGUGAAUCUCACGGGAGCAAGCAGUCCUGAAGAAGACGUGUCAGCUUCCCUGCAACAAAGCAAGAGCCCCCGAGUACCAAGAAUAGGUAGAAAGCCAUCCUCUCCCUCACUUUCCCCUCUCAUGGGGUUUGGCAGCAAGAAAAAUGCAAAGAAAAUUAAGAUUGACCUUAAGAAAGGCCCUGAAGGACUUGGGUUCACUGUGGUUACCAGAGACUCUUCCAUACAUGGUCCUGGUCCCAUUUUUGUAAAAAACAUUUUGCCCAAGGGAGCAGCAAUAAAAGAUGGCCGCCUGCAAUCAGGGGACAGAAUUUUGGAGGUAAAUGGCAGAGAUGUCACCGGACGGACUCAGGAGGAGCUCGUGGCCAUGCUGAGGAGCACCAAGCAGGGAGAGACAGCAUCGCUGGUCAUUGCCCGCCAAGAAGGAGCUUUUCUGCCCCGAGAGUUGAAAGGAGAACCUGACUGCCAUGCUCUCUCUCCGGAGACAACUGAUCAACUCACCUUUGAGAUCCCCCUGAAUGAUUCUGGCUCUGCUGGUCUUGGGGUGAGCUUGAAAGGAAACAAAUCUCGAGAAACUGGAACAGACCUGGGGAUUUUUAUCAAAUCCAUCAUCCAUGGAGGUGCUGCGUUUAAGGAUGGUCGUCUGCGGAUGAAUGACCAGCUGAUUGCAGUUAAUGGGGAAUCCCUCUUGGGAAAGUCCAACCACGAAGCUAUGGAAACACUUAGGAGAUCGAUGUCCAUGGAGGGAAACAUACGAGGGAUGAUCCAGCUGGUGAUUCUGAGGAGGCCAGAGAGGCCAAUGGAGGAGGCUGCAGAGUGUGGGGCAUUUUCUAAGCCAUGCUUUGAGAACUGUCAAAAUGCUGUGCCCGCCUACAGAAGAACGGAUAAUGGCACGCUGCCUCCGUUUAGCACGUACAGUCCGCCAGACAGACAGAGAGAGCCACUGCUGCCCAGUGACGGAUGGGCCGAGAGCGCAGCACCGCCUUCUCCGCCACCACAUGGCGUUCUGGAGCUGGGCCUGGAAGAUUACAGCCACAGCGCUGGAGUGGAUUCAGCAGUAUGUUUUCCAGAUCAGCGCAUCAACUUCAAAUCUGUGACACCCGCCAGGCAGCCCGAGUCAAUGAAUCUGAAAGCCUCAAAGAGCAUGGACCUUGUGCCAGAUGAGAGCAAAGUCCAUUCAUUGGCUGGACACAAAUUGGAAUCUCCAAGCAAAGAUUUCGGGCCAACUCUGGGUUUGAAAAAGUCCAGUUCCUUGGAGAGCCUGCAGACAGCGGUUGCCGAGGUCAGAAAGAAUGAACUUCCCUUCCACAGGCCCCGGCUGCACAUGGUCCGCGGCCGCGGCUGCAACGAAAGCUUCAGAGCAGCCAUUGACAAAUCUUACGAUGGACCCGAAGAAUUAGAAGCUGACGGACUGUCUGACAAGAGCUCGCACUCCGGCCACGGAGCUCUGAAUUGUGACUCUGCCCCUCAUGGGAACUCCGAGCUAGAGGACGUGGAAAAUAAAUCCAGGAAAGUCAAAAAAACAAAAGAGAAGGAGAAGAAGAAGGAAAAGGGCAAAAUGAAAGUCAAGGAGAAAAAGCAGAAAGAGGAGAACGAAGAUCCGGAAAGGAAAAUAAAGAGGAAGGGAUUCGGUGCCAUGCUGAGAUUUGGGAAAAAGAAAGACGACAAGGCUGGCAAGGCUGAGGCCAAAGGCCCUCUGAAGCACGGCAGCCUGAGGGAGGAGGAGCUGGAGAAAAUGAAGGAGGAACGGGAAAGGAUCGGAGCAAAACAUCAGGAGCUAAGGGAAAAGCAGGCAAGAGGUCUCAUUGAUUAUGCUACUGGUACAAUUGGAUCAUUGCAUGAUAUGGACGAUGAUGAAAUGGACCCCAAUUAUGCCAGAGUGAACCACUUCCGGGAACCAUGUGCAUCAGCAAAUGUCUAUAGGUCGCCAUCUCCCCCUCGGACUGGACCACUGGUUUAUCCUCGAGAUGGCCGUCCACUGUCUCCAGAGAGAGACCACUUAGAGGGUCUCUAUGCCAAGGUCAACAAGCCAUACCAUCCACCAGUGCCAGUUGACAGUGGCCGUCCCAUGAGCGGAAGUGCCGACCGCAUCCAGAAGUUGCGGAAGGAGUAUUAUCAGGCUCGCAGGGAAGGCUUCACGUUAUACGAGGACGACGAAGGAAGAGCAAGGCCAUCUGAUUACGACCUUCACUGGGUGCCUGGAAAGGGUCCAGAUGGGAAGGCACACAACCUCCGCUUCGAGGGGAUGGAGAGACAGUACGCAUCCUUACCCAGGGGAGGACCCGCCGAUCCUGUAGACUACCUGACGGCAGUGCCUCGAGGGCUCUACAAGGAGAGGGAGCUCCCAUAUUACCCAGGGGCUCACCCUGUGCAUCCCCCCAAAGGGGGCUACCCCCGCGCCCCGGAUCUGAGGGCAGCGGAUCUCCGGUAUCCCCAGUACUACCCACCCCCUCCGGCCCCCCAGUACAAAGGACCCUUCCGACAAGACGUUCCGCCUUCGCCCCCUCAGCACCACCGAGUGCCGGGCUAUCAGGAAAUGGGCAGACCAGGGCCCCGAGGGGGCAGCCCAGACCAGUACCCCUACCGCACCCCGGAUCCCCGGCAGAAGAACCCCAUGACCGCAGCCGUGUAGCUGGACACCACCAAGCUCAACGCAGCCCAGGAAGGAAGACAUCUAACAUCACCUUCCUUAAGGCCUUCUUCCUGUUAAGACUCUCAUCGGUACAGAUUAGGUUGGGUUGUUUUGUUCUGUUUUUUCCUGAGUUUGUAACACCUGACUGCUAAUUAGAGGGGAAACGAAAGGACAGGAGUUUGGAGGGGACACAUCAGGAGAAAGAGGAUGGAUGGGGCCAUAAAAAGGACACUGCCUGAUAUCUGAAGUACUCUUAGAGCGGUUCAAUUCAGUGAGAGUGGCAUUUGAACAGGCAAAUAACAAAGGAGAUGUACUGUGCGGUGCCCCCCGGCCAGAGAACCUGUGCGUGCGCACAGCCCACAGAAUUGGCAGCGUGGAGGCAGCUCUGCCAUGGAUCGUCAUUCCUUCAGAGCCGACCUUCACCCCCCCCUAUUGUUAAGUCUGAAGAGUGGCUGCAAAUAUGGGCAUCUUAAGUGAGUGAUUUUUUUUCAACGAGAAAAAAACAGCAAGCACGACUUGUGAUCUUGAAAUGUUUUCUACCCAGAGGAAGACUGCAAUUGUUUAUUUGUAGAAUUUCUCAGGUUCCUUGUACCAUUCAUUUGGUAUAAGUGUUUCACGCUUCCUCACGUUUUAUAUAAAAUUCAGAUGCAAAUGCAGUAUUAGUGUCCUGGGAGAACGUGCGAAGCUAGUCAGAACUUCCAGAAGGAAUCUAUUCCAAGGACCGAGGUGAUCAGGUGAAGAGGGCUGAACCCCACCCCCCACCAUCCUCCCUCCCAUGCCCCAGGCACCGUAGCAUGGACAUGGGGGUCUCAGUCUUCCCCACAUCUCCUGCCCACAAUCACGGUAGCCGAGGCCUCUGCUCUCGGCCUCCCACUUCAGGGUGCAGGACUAAAACAUGCUUGAGAGAAAGAGGGCCCUUCCUGACCAGGCCGCACAGGAAGCGAUGCCCUGGAGGUGCCAAUUCCAGACUCAGUGCCAAACAGUGCCAUCUGUACCCCAGGGACAGGGAGGGGCUGACUGUGACCUUUGGAGGUUGAUUACCAGCAGGUAGUAGAUGGUGGUGACUGAUGGGGUGUGUGUGUGUGUGUGUGUGUGUGUGCGUGCGCGCAUGUGUGUGCAUGUGUGUGAAGGUAUGUGAUUACCAGUAAUGAGAAUGAAAGAUAAAAAUGCUUUCUGGAAAGUUUGAUGAGCAAAAGGGAAUAAUAAAGGAAAAAAGAAAGCAGAAGGGACAGGAAGGGAGAAGACACAGAAAACUAGAUCAUUCUGUAUCUGCUACAUUUCAUUAACAAAAGUCAGGGCGAGCGGAAGGCCAGGGUGUCCAGCUAGGGAAUGAAGGUGUGUGGUUUUGAAAAGCUGAAACCCCACCCUCCGAAACCCAUCACAAUUUCUUUUGAGCUUCGCAGCUAUUUUUCUUUUUCUUUCAACAGAACACCUAAAACUUAUAACCUGACCCAAAUGAGAAUGCAGACAAAGAAUGAAAAACAGCAAAACCUGGGGAUAGCAGUUUGAAUUUUUCAGCGAUUCUCAACCUACUUUAAGCCUUUUCACGUUCCUUCUUUAUUCCCCCCUCCAAAUAAAAACACCUUGAGUUCAAUUUAGAGGUAUUUUGGCCAACAUUAGAAUACCUCUGGCUGAUAGGAUUUAAUAAACCAUAGUGUGAUUAAAUAUAUCGAGAUCCAUCUAGCCCUGUUUAGUUUUAUUUUUCUUAAUUUAAAAUACAGUUCUGUUACCAAGAGUAAUGCAGCUGCUGGUUUGAGACUUAAAUGGUGUUAUUUCCCGGACUUGAAGAGGUAUCAUUUUCUAAACUACAACUUACUUGUGGCCCUCUUGAAAAUAGACUGUCAAGCCGGUUCUGCCCUCUGUCAUCUCUCUCCAGCCAGGCACCUCCAGGUUGUUCACAAUUUGUGCGAAGAGGCCGAGGACCUCCGGCCCUGCUCACCUAGAGGUGAAGUGCAGGUGAGCUGCAGGGUUUCCAGGUCAACGUGCUGAAAGCUGCCUUCCCCUCCACCAAAAUAAGAAAAGAAGACAGUGGUCAUGUGGGGACAUCUGACCUGUUCAGAAGCAUUCUGAGAGUCAGCUCUUCAUGGUGGCCCGGAGUCUAACCAAAUGUCUUGGACAUAACCAAGCCAGAAGGCUGCUUCUGGAUUAAGGCCAAGGCUUCCUGGGGAGUGGUGGCCUUUGUAGGAAGAAUGCCCCUAUUUUCUCCACGCUGCCACCUUGCGAGCACAGCAUCUCCUGCAGGCAGGCUCAGGGCGGGCUGCCCCAAGUGUGGUUUCGUGGCGUAUGCACAGCGCAGCAGCUGCUAAUUCUGAGGGGCAGCCAGUGAUGAGAAGGCACUAUUAAAGAGGACCACAAAACGGUUGUAGCGGUUUUCUCUUUUGCUUGAAGUAUAACGUGUGCCCCAUUGACCUUGCCCAAAAGAACCUACCAUUAUAUGUAUGACAGAUUCCAUCGAGGCAAGCAACAAUUAAGAACAGCUUGAAUAUAAGCUUUAUAAAUGCCUUUGGACCAACGCCCCAAUGGUCACCACCCAGAAGUUGCAGAACUCUUUCCAGAGUUUAAGAGAACAGGUUGUUUCGAGUAUUUAGAAGACCAGGCUAUAAUCAGUAGGUACCCAGUUGCAGGAAAUAGUUCCAGGUUUAUUUAUGGCCUUGGAAAAACUCAAUCAGAUAUCUCCGCAUAGCUCAGAACCCUCCCAGGAGCAGGUGCGCAGGGAGCUGAGAUCCACUGACAUACACCACCUGGCCCGUGAUAUGACCACAGGGUCAUCUAAGCUUUGCAAUGAUGUUUUGGCCUAAGUCACUAGAUAUUUUAAAGGCUUCUGUUUUGGUCCCUUCUUACAGGAGUAGAGAGGUGAAAGCGAGAACACCACUGCAAACUUUUAUUUGCAGAAGAACUUAUUCCUCUGCAAGGGAGGGAAACACAAUAUCUCAUUAGCCAGUUGUGUCCCUGGGCUGUGGCGGUAUCACUCUCGGCACAGCAGUUGCUCCUCCACUGCAUCAGAUCAGUGGAUGCAAGACAAGCUCCAAGACAAGAGCGUUUAUUUAAAUCACAGUUGAGUAACAAACAUUG